CCAUGCUCUUGCAGCAGCGAGGGCAGCAGCAAACUUAGCAGCUAGAGAACAGGCAGCAGCAGCCAGAGCAACAGCAAUGGCUAACGGCGCAGCCUCUGCUGCAUCCUCGUCAGGGACCCAGUUGGGAAUGCCCUCUGGGCCCGCAGGUACUUCCGGGUCAGUAGGUUCUAGUCAGUCCACAAGUCAAAUGGCGGGCUCGCGGUUAAGCCCAUUGACCCCAUGCGGUAGGGAGCUUCUAGAGCUCCAACAGGUCGAAAGGAUCCGCGGGCGGUUAGAGAUGGAACUGAAGCAAGCUAGCGAUAGAGAAAGAGAGAUUAAAAACAGAACAGCCAGGCUUGAUACUUUAGAGGCAGACAAAGCUGCUUUAGAGGGAUUGGAUGAGUCAACCAUGACUGACCAAGUGAAAAUAUUGAAGAACAGCAUGCUGUCGCUGCAUGCUCAUGUGGACASCAGGUUAGACUUCAUGCAGAACUCUUUAGACCAGAUCUUGGACCUUUUGCAAAGGUCAGGAUUCCGGCCAGCAGCACAGUCGCCGUUGCCGUUAACGGCGAUGUCAGGCCCCUUCCCGGUACAAGCUGGCACACAACCAAGUGGUACGUCUGCAGCAGCCGCACAKACUGUUGCUUCUUCUUCUUCUGGGUCAGCGGUGGUUGCUACACCAUCACCGCAACAACCUGUUCCUCAACAGGGACAGCAGCAAGGUCAAUGGUACCCAAAGACCCCUAUGAAACCGCCCCUUGCCUUCUCCGGAGAGACGAAGGACGAGGAACUCAACACAUGGUUGAGAACGGUUCCAGUUUGGGUAAAGGCGAAGAGGACUUUGCAGGAGGAGGAGGUGAUUACUGUUGCAUCUUACCUUGAGAGUAAGGCAGCCAAAUGGCUGGAUGGUUUAGUUUCAAAGGCCGGAAAUUUGCUGGCCAACGAGGCUCGCCUUGAGUAUCACUCAUUUGAGACCUUGUCUAGAAAAGCCUUAGAUUUAGAGGCCACUCUAGGAAGUGCUCAACCGACUUCAGUUGACACAAGGAAGAAGAAGAGUCCACAGGAAUGGAAGAAGAAGGGGAGCAAAUUGAUGAUGGUUGAGUCCGAUGGGACUCAAACAGAGAUCGAAGAGCUCACAAACCUGUUGGACUAUACAGAGUACGACGGCGAGGAGAUCGUUGACGGUAGCACCCUCGCCGCAGUAGUUAAGACUAAGAUAGUUACUGAGGUCAGAUCUUGCUUAGGAAUGUGCGGCUACUGUAGGAACUUAGUAAAGAACUAUUCUACAGUCACCUCUCCUUUGACGGAUCUAACUCGACUUGACACGCCGUGGGACUGGAGUGAUGAGUGCGGGGCUGCCUUCAAAAGAUUGAAGCAUGCACUCAUGAAUCAUGAAGUUCUCAUGGUGCCCGAUCCUCAAAAGCCAUUCAUUGUAACCACUGACACAAGCCAAUACGACAUUGGCGCAGUGCUGGCUCAACAUGAUGGGAAAAAGUUGAGACCGAUAGAGUACAUGAGCAAGAAGAUGCCAUCGAAGAAACUGGCAAACUCCACCUAUGAAAGAGAACUCUAUGCUCUUUACAAAGCCCUAGUCCAUUGGAGGCAUUUCCUGUUGGGACGGUUCUUCUACUUGAGAACUGGCCAUCAAACCCUCAAAUGGAUCAAGACUCGACCGGCUCUUUCUGAUGCACUCAAGCGCUGGAUUGAGGUCAUAGAUCAGUACGACUUCAAGCUUGAGUAUCUGAAGGGAGAGUACAACAAGGUUGCAGAUGCGCUAUCUCGUAGAGCAGACUACCUAGGGGCGCUAGUUUCUGAGUUAUGUGUAUCUGAGGAAGUAACUCAAUCAUUGGUGGGAGCCUAUCAGGAAGAUCCUGUCAUGAUGGACAUCAUCCGCAAACUUCACGCAAAAGACAAGGCCACAGAGAAUGAGUUUGUGAUGGUGGAUGAGUUACUCUUUCUUGAUAAGGCCGGGUGUAAAAGGUUAGUAGUUCCAUCAAGUGAGAGUUUGUGUAGUUUAUUUCUAGGAGAAUGUCAUGACGCAACACGACACUUCGGCUACAAAAAGACAAGUGCCAAUCUAGUACAGCGAUUUUGGUGGCCUGGAAUGCUAGAUGAUGCAAAGAAGUAUGUAGAGACCUGUCAGGUCUGUCAGCGGGACAAGCCGCGAACUCAAGCACCGCUUGGGUUGCUGAAACCCUUACCUAUCCCCGCUGGUUCAGGACAGAGUGUUUCCAUGGACUUCAUGGAUACCCUGGUGACCAGUAGGAGUGGCAAGAGGCACAUCUUCGUCAUCAUCGAUCGAUUCACCAAAUACGCUAGACUAAUUGCCAUGCCAGAGACAGCAAGGACUGACCACGUCAUCAAGUUGUUUAUGGACAACUGGGUACGUGAUUUUGGACUACCAAAGUCAAUUGUUCGCAACAGAGAUGUCCGAUUCACAAGUGAGCUGUGGAAGAAGACUGCUGAGCAGAUGGGCAAUCAACUUCAAAUGACUUAAGGGAAUCAUCCCGAAGCCAACGGACAAGC
Chara braunii is the source of this 2505-nucleotide messenger RNA. The record is from the annotation of a GenBank genome assembly. NCBI's taxonomy places the organism in Eukaryota, Viridiplantae, Streptophyta, Charophyceae, Charales, Characeae.